This is a messenger RNA of Chelonoidis abingdonii (Abingdon island giant tortoise), 3246 nucleotides long. The record is from RefSeq and is a predicted model, not a curated record. NCBI's taxonomy places the organism in Eukaryota, Metazoa, Chordata, Testudines, Testudinidae.
AUAUCUGGAAACAUGGCUACUGAACAUGUUAAUGGGAAUGGUACUGAAGAGCCCAUGGAUACUUCUGCUGCAGUUACCCAUUCUGAGCAUUUCCAGACAUUGCUUGAUGCUGGUUUACCACAGAAAGUUGCUGAAAAACUAGAUGAAAUUUACGUUGCAGGGCUAGUUGCACACAGUGAUCUAGAUGAAAGAGCUAUUGAAGCUUUAAAGGAAUUUAAUGAAGAAGGUGCAUUGGCAGUACUUCAGCAGUUUAAAGACAGUGAUCUUUCACAUGUUCAGAAUAAAAGUGCCUUUUUGUGUGGAGUCAUGAAAACAUAUAGACAGAGAGAAAAACAGGGGACCAAGGUGGCAGACUCUAGCAAAGGACCAGAUGAGGCAAAAAUUAAGGUAUGUGUCUAUAAUAAUCAUGAAAUUCGUUCUGGAAAACACAUUGGUGUAUGCAUCUCUGUUGCCAAUAAUAGGCUUUUUGUUGGCUCUAUUCCUAAGAGUAAAACCAAGGAACAGAUUGUUGAAGAAUUUAGUAAAGUAACAGAGGGUCUCACAGAUGUCAUAUUGUAUCAUCAACCGGAUGACAAGAAAAAGAACAGGGGUUUUUGUUUCCUUGAAUAUGAAGAUCACAAAACUGCUGCUCAGGCCAGACGUAGGUUAAUGAGUGGAAAAGUGAAAGUCUGGGGAAAUGUUGUCACAGUUGAAUGGGCUGACCCUAUAGAAGAUCCAGAUCCUGAAGUUAUGGCAAAGGUGAAAGUGCUCUUUGUGCGUAACCUUGCCAAUACUGUAACAGAGGAGAUUCUAGAAAAGGCCUUCAGUCAAUUUGGAAAAUUAGAGCGAGUGAAGAAACUAAAAGAUUAUGCUUUCAUUCAUUUUGAUGAACGGGAUGGUGCUGUAAAGGCAAUGGAAGAAAUGAAUGGCAAAGAUUUAGAGGGAGAAAAUAUUGAAAUUGUGUUUGCUAAGCCACCAGAUCAAAAAAGAAAAGAACGGAAAGCUCAGAGGCAAGCAGCUAAAAAUCAAAUGUAUGAUGAUUACUAUUAUUACGGUCCACCUCAUAUGCCCCCACCAACACGAGGUCGAGGUCGAGGAGGUAGAGGUGGUUAUGGAUAUCCUCCUGAUUAUUAUGGAUACGAAGAUUAUUAUGAUUAUUAUGGCUAUGACUACCAUAACUAUCGUGGUGGAUAUGAAGAUCCUUAUUAUGGUUAUGAAGAUUUUCAAGUUGGAGCUAGAGGAAGGGGUGGUAGAGGAGCAAGGGGUGCUGCUCCAUCCAGAGGUCGCGGGGCUGCUCCUCCCCGUGGCAGAGCCGGUUAUGCACAGAGAGGUGGUCCUGGAUCAGCAAGAGGCGUUCGUGGUGCGAGAGGAGGUGCCCAGCAACAAAGAGGCCGCGGGCAGGGAAAAGGGGUCGAGGCCGGUCCUGACCUGUUACAAUGAAGACUGACUUGCUAUGUGGGAUUACACCAGAAGCUUGCAGUGGAGUAAUGGUAAGGAAAUCAAGCAACCUUAAGUAUCUCGGCUGUAUAGGAGCAUAUUCUAUUGCAGAAGACCUUCCUGCGAAGAUCAUGGAUUCAAAUAUGGGACAUUUUGAACUAAUACUUGGACUUUGAUAUGAAUUUCUUUAACAGUUUUCUCUGCAGUGCAAAUUAUUAAACUAAAGCUACUCUAUUACCCCAAUGUGUUCAACAAAAUCCUCAACUUUUAGCAUGGUAUCUUCAUAAAGAAUAAAGUUCUUCUUUAAAAAAAAAAAAAAAAAAAAAAAUCUGCUUUAAGUAGGUUUUCCCUUCCAGGUUUUCUUAAUUAUAAGGGUUCCAAAAGUGGUAUUCUCUUGAAUUCUUGCAUUGAAAUUUUUAUUGCAGUGGUAUAGAUGAAUGCCAUCACUGGUAUCCUUAAAUUUUAUUUCUGCUCAUGAAGGUUAAUCAUGAUUGUCUAUAUAGUAAUCACUUUUGGAUUGUGUUCAGAUACAGCAGUUUCAGGUGUAAUCAUCAGAGCUGGUUAGUCAGGCAUUCCAGAUAGUGGUUCUUUUCAGAACCUUUUUUAAAGGGUUGGUUAACUACCUCAGUAGCAGAGGAUUGAACUAUACCCUGUCUGUACUGUACAUAGAAAAUCUUUGUAGAUAAAAGCAAGGCUUGUUUAAUAUGAUAUGAGGGUAAGAUAAUAUACCAAAUGUAACAUUCUUAGUUGCCUUUAGUUUCAGAGGCUUUGUAAGAUUUCCUCAUGACCAUCAUAACAGGCCUUGCUUUUGUCGUAUUUUGUGGCUGAAAAAGCAGCCUUGCUUCUUCAGAUAUUGUAGUUAUUUGGAUGUAUAAUAGUUUAGCAAGAUGUUACUUUUGUAAGACAUCAGAUGUUCAAAAAAGUACAUCAGCAACUUGUACUAAAUACUGCAGUGUCCCUUUAUAAAAGGUCAGACUAAAACUGACAAGUGUACAGUGAAGCCUGACAUUUGGAUAUUUUGAAGUUUUUCAUAAAUCAUAGAAAAUAGUAUAUGACUGUAGUUUAGCUUUUUAGGUAAAAGGUAUGUUUUCAUUAGUGCAUUUCUUAUUGCUGAUCACUGUAAAAACAUGUGGAUCAGCUUUCCAUUUUUCUUAUGUAGAUCAUGAUAACCUGUAGAGUAGAGUACAAUCAUUUGUGCUAUGUUUUUAAGUUUCUAAAGCACCUUGAUGACAGUGAGUGUUCAGUGGUAAGCAUCCUCUAUUUGAAUCACCUUUCCAAAAAAAAAUAAACAAAAAAAACCCUUGUGAAGUCCAAACUUGUGUAGGUAAAGACAAGUGAAAUUAUGAUUUAACUUGGACUUGACAAAAUGAGCUUCCCUUAUCCCCUUUCCCAAAGGGAUACUGCAGUUAUACUACAUACCCAUAGGCACCACAAUGAAAAUUGAAGCUUAUACCUAAUUAAGGUUUUAUACACACCAGUUUCCCCCAGUAAAAGCAAAUUUUAUUAAAAAAUUAGAUAUGUCAUAUGUUGAAAAUGCUCAUGGCAAACAAUCAUUUUGCAUUCCUGCAAAUAAAAUUGUUUUAUACUGUAAGCUGGAGGCGAGUGUAACUUAUUUUUGUAAUAAAGUUUUUAUUUUUUUUAUGUGUCAUUAAUAUAAAUGUGUGUUAGUACAGAGAUCUUCUGGUUUAAAAACUUAGAAUCGCACACAUUUCAGUAUGUUUACUUGUAUUUACAUAAUUUUUAGAAUAGUGGUUGCCAAUAGCCUGUAUAUUUCACAUUAAUUGAAUUUUUUGUUACCUUAAUAAACCAUUUUAGUAUGUUGUAUGUCAA